GGGCGGGAGGAGCGCAGCGCCGUGCUGGGCUUAAAGCUCCCGGCCCGCGCCCGUGUGGGGUUGCGGUGAGUGGCUGACGGCGCGGGGGCGGUCCUCGUUAAUUCCUCUAAGGAAGUGCGGGUGCUGACGUUGCCCGGCCUUUCUUGUACCUACGGCGCUGAGGAUAGGUGAAAGGGCUUCUCUUGCGCUUGCAAACGGCUCCUUUGCUCCGUGUGGUUGCUGUGGGCAGCAUAACGCGUACCCUCAGAGCUCCCCCGCGGGCUGCUGCUAGUGGGGAGCUCUCACCUCCUCCGCUGUGUCAGUCAAGCGGUGUUUUUAGACAGCCUUCUUCCUUUUUCUGCCUUGAGAACGACGUUAAGACACUGAGCUUGAACUUAAAGGAGAUCUCACGCUCGGCUUGGACAUCUUGAUGGAAGCUGGCCAGCUGUUCUUAUGCAGAACACGAAGAUGGAGUUAAGAAUUGAGCACACGUGGGACGGUUUACCCGUGAGCCAUGACCCAGUAACAAUUGCACUGAAGUCGUAUGAUGCAGGACUGCUAAUGCAAGUUAGUGCUCCCUUCUUCAAUGAUCCUCCAGCACCGCUUGGAGAGCCAGGGAAACCCUUUAGAAAGCUGUGGGACUACGAAGUUGUAGAAGCAUUUUUCUUGAGUGACAGGAGUGAGCAGUAUCUAGAAGUUGAACUUUGUCCUCACGGACAACACUUACUGUUGCUGCUUUCUGGCAAAAGAAGAGUGUGGAAAGAAGAACUGCCCUUAGAAUUUGAUGUGACCAGAACAGAAACCAAAUGGGAAGGUACAGCUCAUCUUCCUUGGAAUUAUUUUCCGCCGGGCACUAGCAAGUUCAAUGCAUAUGCAAUCUAUGGCUCAGGAGAACACAGAAAAUAUGAAGCACUUUAUCCUGUGCCUCGCCACAAGCUUCAGGAAGGACAGAAACCAGAUUUUCAUCGCCUGGAAUUUUUCCAAGAAUUGAACCUGAAAGAACUAAUGGGAGAAGACUGGAAGCAGCCUGAAUCGCAUCUAUGGAAGUCUCACACUGAAUAGCGAACUGGAUUGAGGCUUAUGUUUUUGAUAGCAUUAAGUUUGGAUGCAAGUGUAUGAGAACAAGUUAUGUUGGGCAGAAAUUGUAGGAAUGGAAUGUUGUUUCUGCAUUAGAACUAACAAGAUAAAUAUUUUGCUAAUAGUUCUUUUCAGGGGGGGGUCUUUUUUACUUCAUCAGGGGUCUCUGAUAGUCUUUGCAUGCUCAGCAGAUAGGUGAAGUAAUUUAUAGUCACAGAGAUUAGGUAGAUGGAGUAAAUUGCAGGUACAAAGACUGCAGCUCUAGUCUGCCCAACCAAUUUUUUUGAAAGACUGUUUUUAAACUGCAUUGUAUGUUUGUUAAAGCAAGGAAAAUUGCACCUCCUCAGUUGGUGACACACAGGUUAUGAUGCUCACCUUUCAUUCUAAUGGCAGACUACUUGGUACAGGACUUUGUGACUGAUUUAAAAUCUACAUAGUAGAAGUUCUAGAUGAAUCUUCUGACACAAACAAGCUGGCAUACUUUGUACAGGCUGUAAAACCAUAAGUUGGAUAAACUGAGACAAAUCUACCCUUGGAGAAGCUUAAGGUGGAGCUUCAGUUCACUUACUGUUGAUGAAUUAUAAUCAGAUUUUGGCACUGACAAUUACCCAUUUUUAAAGAAGAAUUAUCUGUAAUAUUAUAAAUCAUAUUAAACCAUGUAUGAAUUGUAUUAAAAAACCAUGAUGUCUCCAUAUUACUUUUUUUCACAAACUCAUUUACGUAAGUAAGCUUCCUUUCAAAAGCAAGUGACCAGGAGCCACUCAUGUAAUACUUUUUCAUAUGGCUGUAUUCAUAAAAAGUUCUGAACCAAAA
Molecule: messenger RNA, 1869 nt
Organism: Gallus gallus (chicken)
Lineage: Eukaryota; Metazoa; Chordata; Aves; Galliformes; Phasianidae
Gene: C4orf33
Product: C4orf33 homolog
Exons: 6
Coding region: 433-1041 (202 amino acids)
Source: RefSeq, a predicted model, not a curated record